Molecule: messenger RNA, 733 nt
Organism: Scaptodrosophila lebanonensis
Lineage: Eukaryota; Metazoa; Arthropoda; Insecta; Diptera; Drosophilidae
Exons: 2
Coding region: 1-663 (220 amino acids)
Source: RefSeq, a predicted model, not a curated record
AUGGGACAAAAGACACAUCUAGCGUUGCUUUUUAUAGCGCUGUUGGCCACGAUCGCUGUGGCCGCCGAAGACAGUUCGUCCUCGUCCUCUUCUGAAGAAUCGAAAGAAACUAGAGCAAUCAGACAACUUCUUUCAUUUACGAUGGAGCAUAUUUCCCGCAUAACUGAAUAUAUAGCAGCUGAAGGAAAAAAUAUAUUUGAAAAAGUCGUACAGGAAUUGUCGCCUCUCAAGGAAGGAAAUGAAGAACUUCGUAUUAAGCUCCUUAAUUUUACGGAAUUCAUCGAAGAUGCUGGCAAACUGAAGCCACGGAAAGAAGGUCAGCCAUUCCAGCUGGAAUCGCUUAUGCUUUCUGCCACAUUCUCCGAGAUUAUGGAUGCAUAUAAUACCACCGAUACCGCAGUAAAACCGACCAUUGAAACAGCGCUCAUAUGGGCUACUAUAACAAAGAACGGCUUAGAUGCGCUAGAGAAUGGGGUAGAGACACGUUUUGCGGACUAUUUAAGCGAAUUCGAUAAGAAGUUUAAAGAGUUCGACAGUUCGCUUACUCCAACGGAGCGCCAAGAAUAUGGCAAGAUUUUUGUUUGGUACAACAGUGUUAAGAACGCAUCCACUAUAGAUGAUAAAUUGAAUAAGUUUGUGGAUUACUUGAACCAAAAAUUUUAGGAUAAACUUAAAGAAAACGUCUGCAAUAUUUGGAUUAUCCUAUUUUAUUUGCAGGCUUGAUUUAUUUACU